ACUUUUCAUCACCAGUCACCUCGAACCAGCAAAACAUAGGCCGCGCUAGCCGUUCAGGGCCGUGCACGUAGAAUCCCCUAAUGGAGGAGAAUGAUGUAGGCGGUGGAGCAGUCCAAUCUAGGAGCGUUUCACUCUUCGGAGACGACCGGUCGAGAGAGAAGGCGCUCAAGGAAAAAAAUUGCCAUCCGGUAAACCAGAGCGGACGAAUCCACGUCUUAUUCAUUCAUCCACCUUUCUCCAUCCCGUCAAGCUUGCUGCUGUAGUAUACUCGUUUCGUCCCGCCCAUAUCCUCUGUCAACGAACUCGACUGUCCUUCCCACAAGCCCUCCAUCUUUGCAACAUGCCGACCUUUGACGAUUCCGAUUUGGGUCCGCAGUCACCUCUGCAAAAGACAGCCUCCCGCGACAGCCAACGACACCAGCGCAUCCCCAGCCGUCAUGGCAGCCUUGCAGUCGGGAGCUACGGAGCCAACCUCGCCAUACCCGACGACGGUGAGGGUCCCAUCGAAGUCCCCGCUACCAGGAGCUCCAUUGCCGAUGCCCAGGCAUACAUGCACAGCCUCAGCUUGUCGCCUUCCAUGAGGGACCGGAGAGGAUCGCGCAACUCCUUUGGAGCCGCCCUCCCCAUUCCCCGAUCCAAGAGGCGCUCUCGUCUGUCCUCGGUACACUAUCUCGGUGAAACUGAGCAGAGACCGGGCUUGCCCCCCGUUCAACCUUCGCGGGAAAUCCUCGCUGCCCAGGUCCAGGAUCUCGCACAUGAGAAGGUCCGCGCCGCCAAGGACAUGGCCUUCGUCUUCGACAUUGACGGUGUCUUGGUCCACGGUGACCGUCUGAUUCCCGAGGGCAAGCGUGUGCUGGAAAUCCUCAACGGUGACAACCAGCUCGGCAUCAAGAUCCCACACAUCUUCCUCACCAACGGAUCAGGCAAGCCCGAAGCCGCUCGUGUCGACCAGCUCUCCAAGAUACUCCACUCUCCCAUCUCCACCGACCAGUUCAUUCAGUCCCACACCCCUAUGAGGGCCUUGGCCGAGUACUACAAGACCGUGCUCGUUGUCGGUGGUGAGGGAUACAAGUGUCGCGAGGUUGCCGAGGAAUACGGCUUCCAAGACAUCAUCGUCCCCAACGACAUUGUUGCCUGGGAUCCCACCAUUGCUCCUUACAGAGUCUUCACCGAAGAAGAGCGCAAGACUGCCAGACCCCGCGACUUCUCCAAGAUCAACAUUGAAGCCAUCAUGGUCUUCUCCGACUCUCGUGAUUAUGCCACCGAUAUGCAAAUCAUCGUUGAUCUCCUCCGCAGUGAGAACGGCAGGCUCGGCACGAUUGCAAAGGAUCCCGUCUCCCAGAGAAUCCCCAUCUAUUUCUCCCAGGGAGACCUCCUUUGCCCUACCGAGCACCCAAUUCCGAGAAUGUCGCAGGGCGCGUUCCGGAUCGGACUCGAGGCCAUGUACAAGGCCCUGACCGGUGUUGACUUGGAGCGUGUUGUCUAUGGCAAGCCUGAACUGGCCACGUACAAGUAUGCCGACGAGGUCCUGGCCAGCUGGAUGGAGGAAAUCCACAACGACCAACGCCUGCCCAGCAACAUCUAUAUGAUCGGCGACAACCCUGCAUCCGAUAUCAUUGGUGGCAAUAUGUACGGCUGGAACACCUGCUUGGUACGCACCGGCGUCUUCCAAGGUGGGGAGAAUGACGAGGAGAAUCCCGCCAGCUUUGGCGUCUUCGCCAACGUCUUGGAAGCAGUGCAAGCUGCUAUGCGCAAAGAGUUGGGCCAAGACUUCAAGUUCAACUUUGAUGAGCGCAUCAAUCCCGUGCUGCAUGGCAACAGCAUGUCCGCUAUCGAGUAAGACUCUUUGGGUGGUCGGCAUUAGCAGGCGUUUUCCCUUCUUCUUUUUUUUUUUCUUUCAUGGCAUAUAUCCAAUGAGUCGGACGUGGCUGUC
This is a messenger RNA of Westerdykella ornata, 1933 nucleotides long. RefSeq names its product HAD-superfamily hydrolase. The record is from RefSeq and is a predicted model, not a curated record. Bases 341 to 1840 code for a protein of 499 amino acids. Gene Ontology annotation, biological process: glycerophospholipid biosynthetic process. Gene Ontology annotation, cellular component: mitochondrion. The transcript is spliced from 2 exons. Lineage: Eukaryota; Fungi; Ascomycota; Dothideomycetes; Pleosporales; Sporormiaceae.